Sphenostylis stenocarpa is the source of this 1677-nucleotide messenger RNA. The record is from the annotation of a GenBank genome assembly. Lineage: Eukaryota; Viridiplantae; Streptophyta; Magnoliopsida; Fabales; Fabaceae.
AUGGGUGAAAAUGAAGAAGCGACGAAUGACAUGAUGCAGAGGCUACACUGUUCUUCUUCGUUUCUGAGACAGCCGUUGAACAUGGAGCAACUCAGCAUCCCGCAAUUCAACCCCUCGCAAAUGCGCGCACGGCAUCCGCAUCAGCAUCAGUUCGACGGUGGGAACAGUAACAAGCGCGCGGGUAUACCACCUUCGCACCCGCACCAGAUCCCGCCCAUUUCGCCCUACUCUCAGAUCCCGGUGACGCGUCAGCAGCAAAUGGGGUCGCUCAACAUUUCCCCUACACCCACCCACACGCGAUCACUCUCGCAACCUUCCUUUUUCUCCCUGGAUUCUCUCCCUCCCCUCAGCCCUUCCCCCUUCCGCGACUCUUCCUCUACCUCCGUCUCCGAAGCUGCUGACGUGUCCAUGGAAGAUCGUGACGUCACUUCUCAUUCCCUCUUGCCACCCUCACCUUUCGCCAGAACACUCAACACCUCAAACAACAGCAAUUUGCCUUUACCCCCUCGAAAAGCGCAUAGACGCUCUAACAGUGAUAUUCCGUUUGGGUUUUCCACCGUUUUGCAAUCUUCGCCACCGCUUAUUCCUCUCCGGGGCAGAGAAAACCCCGUUUUGGCGAAACCUGCUCAGUUGGUCAAAAGAGAAACACCGUGGGACAGGGGUGUUGACCACAGUAAUGUAGAGGGAUCCGGGGAGAAGAAAUCCCCUGAAGGGGAAGUGGUGGAUGAUCUUUUCUCUGCUUACAUGAAUUUGGAUAGCUUUGAUGCGUUGAACUCUUCUGGAACCGAUGAUAAAAACGGGACUGAAAAUCGCGAUGAUUUGGAUAGUAGAGCGAGUGGGACUAAGACUAACGGUGACAGUAGUGAUAAUGAAGCUGAGAGUAGUGUUAAUGAGUGUGGGGAUGGUGUGGUGAGGCAGGGAGGGAGUGAGAAGAGGGAAGGGAUGAAGAGGAGUGCGGGUGGGGAGAUUGCACCCACCACCAGGCACUAUAGGAGUGUCUCCAUGGAUAGUUUCAUUUCGAAGCUGAACUUUGGUGAUGAGUCGCCGAAGUUGCCACCUUCUCCCGGUCCACGAACCGGUUUGAUUCCGCCAGCCGGUGGAGUUGAUGGGAAUUCGUCGGCCUUCAGCUUGGAGUUUGGAAAUGGGGAGUUCAGCGGGCCUGAAUUGAAGAAAAUUAUGGCCAAUGAAAAACUUGCUGAGAUUGCCUUGACCGAUCCAAAGCGUGCAAAAAGGAUUUUGGCCAACAGGCAAUCGGCUGCACGAUCCAAAGAGCGGAAGAUGCGGUACAUUUCUGAGCUAGAACAUAAGGUUCAGACCCUACAGACGGAAGCCACCACACUAUCUGCACAGCUUACCCUGUUACAGAGAGAUUCUGCUGGACUCACUAACCAGAACAGCGAGUUGAAGUUUCGCCUUCAGUCCAUGGAACAACAAGCAAAGCUCCGAGAUGCUCUAAAUGAGGCGCUUACUGCUGAGGUUCAAAGACUAAAGCUUGCUACAGCUGAACUGAGUGGGGAUUCGCAUGGUUCUAGCUGUUUGAUUCCUCAACAUUCUGUCAAUCCUAUGAUGUUCCAGCAGCAGCCUCCCACUGCAUCCCAACAAAACAUUAAUCUCCAACAGCAACAGCAGCACCACCAGAAUGGUAAUGGCAAUUCAAAUUCCGACAUAAAACAAUAA